Molecule: messenger RNA, 1716 nt
Organism: Selaginella moellendorffii
Lineage: Eukaryota; Viridiplantae; Streptophyta; Lycopodiopsida; Selaginellales; Selaginellaceae
Product: pentatricopeptide repeat-containing protein At4g02750-like
Exons: 1
Coding region: 1-1716 (571 amino acids)
Molecular function (GO): protein binding
Source: RefSeq, a predicted model, not a curated record
AUGCAUGAUGUUGUGAGGAGAAACGGCGAUGGGCGAGAGGUUUUGCACAGGGAAUCGGCGUUGCAGCUCAUCAAAUCAUGCCGCACCCUCGCAGGCGCCAGGGAAAUUCAUGCUCGGAUCCGCCACUUGCUCGAUCCGUGCGACGUCUUCCUCCUCAACACCAUCAUGCAGAUGUAUGGGAGGUGUGGCAGCGCUCGCGACGCCCAUCGCCUCUUUCUUGCAAUGCCUUCGAGAAACUCUUUCUCGUGGGAGCUCAUGCUGUUUGCAUUUACCGCGAAUGGGGAAUUGGGAUAUGCAAGAGACUUCUUUGAAUCCAUGCCUGAUGUCUCUAGUGUUUCAAUGACGGCUAUUCUAAGUGUCUAUGCCAAGCACGGAAAUAUUGAGUACGCUAAGUUGAUAUUCGACAAGAUACCAGAAAAGGAUUUAAUUGCAUGGUCUACCAUGGUUGGUGCAUUUGCCACUUGUGGGCAUCUGCAGCAGGCAAAGCAGGCGUUUUGUUCUAUGCCUCUGCGUGAUCUCGUCUCCUGGACGUACUUGCUCGAAGGUUAUGGAAGAUCCAGUGAGACAUAUUGCGAAGCAAAAGAUUUGUUUUGCUCAAUGCCCGAGCACGAUCUCGUCGCCUGGACGAGCAUGCUCGGCAUUUGUGCCGCAAAUGGGCAUUUGCAUGAAGCUCAGAGCGUGUUCGAAGCAAUCAAAAGCAAAGAUAUUGUUUGCUACACCGUGAUCUUGUCUUCUUACGCUCAAGCAAGCGAUCUGGCAGAAGCUGAGAGAAUGUUCCAAACUUUGAUGCCCGAGCACAGCAUUGUUUCUUGGACUGCAAUGCUUACAGCAUAUGCCCAGAACGGGGAUAUUCCGCGAGCCACGCGUUUGUACGAGAGAAUGCAUGAGCACGACGUGGUAUCUGGUACUUGCAUGGUGGCCGCAUAUUCCCAGGCUGGGAAUCUGGAACUUGCCAAGCAUGAGUUUGAUACCAUGCACGAGAGGAAUAUUGUUACGUGGAAUGCUUUGCUGGGCGGUUUUGUGCUAAGCGGGUGUUUAGACGACGCGAAGAGGAUUUUUGAUCGGAUGGCAAUGUGGGAUGCCGUGGCCUGUACGGCCAUGGUAACGGCAUAUUCUCAUGCGGCCAAGCUCACCGAAGCCGAGAUUCUCUUUCAUUCUGCCAAAGACCGCAGCAUGAUUUUGUGGAACUCGAUGCUGUCGGCGCACACCCAAAACUCGCCAUUGCAAAGGGCAGUUGCGUUUUUCAAUGAAAUGCCGGGGUGUGAUCUGGUCUCUUGGAAUGUCAUUUUUGCGGCAUUUGCCCGUCACGGAGAUCUGGAAGAUCACAAACUUCUGCUCCAACUUUUCCACGAGAUGGGAUCAACGCUUGCUCCGGACGAGAUCUCCUUCACUUGCGUGCUCGUCGCGAGCGCUCACUUGGGCGGCCUGAGCUCGGCACGAGCCCGAUUCUGGUCAAUGGUCCUGGACUUUUGGUUGACCCCGUCAAAGCAGCACUAUUGCUGCGUCGCCAGCUUGCUUGGGCGAUCUGGGCAUUUGGAACAGGUGGAAGAGCUGCUGGCCACCAUGCCAUUUGUGCCGGAUGCUGUGGAUUGGAGGAGCUUACUAUGGUCAUGCAAACUUUACAAGAAAUUUGGGCAAGGAGCUCGCGCUGGAGCUAUGGCUUUUUAUCUGGAGCCUAAAAAUCCCGUGGGCUAUGUGUUCCUGUCAACCCCGUGA